CGGGCGAGGGCGGGAGGGAAGGCGCGAGCAGAGGGCACCGGGCGGUGGCGGCGGCGGCGGCUCCGGGAGCACCAUGGCUGAGCUGCUCUGGAGCCUGCAGGAUUCCCAGCUCGUCGCCCGCUUCCAGCGCCGCUGCGGGCUCUUCCCCGCGCCGGAUGAAGGCCCCAGCGAGAACGGCGCGGGCCCCGCGGACGGCGAGGCGCGGACGCCCGAGCUCGGGCAUCUCCCCGCCGCCAAAGGCAAGGGCGCCGGGGAGCCGGCCAAUGGGCUGCGGAGACUGGCGGCCCCGCAGGCUUAUGUACAGAAGUAUGUCGUGAAGAAUUAUUUCUACUAUUACCUGUUCCGAUUUUCAGCUGCUUUGGGACAAGAAGUGUUCUACAUCACAUUCCUUCCAUUCACUCACUGGAAUAUAGAUCCUUAUUUGUCCAGAAGACUGACCAUCAUAUGGGUUCUGGUGAUGUAUAUUGGCCAGGUAACCAAAGAGAUCUUGAAGUGGCCCCGCCCCUUCUCCCCUCCUGUCGUGAAACUCGAGAAGAGAGUGAUCGCUGAAUAUGGGAUGCCGUCUACCCACGCCAUGGCAGCCACGGCCAUCUCCUUCACCCUCCUUAUCUCUACCAUGGACAGGUACCAGUAUCCCUUUGUUUUGGGACUGAUGAUGGCUGUGGUGUUUUCCACGUUGGUGGGUCUCAGCCGACUUUACACUGGGAUGCAUACGGUCCUGGAUGUGCUGGGCGGCAUCCUGAUCACCGCCAUCCUCAUUGUCCUCACUUACCCUGCCUGGACCCUUAUCGAUCGCCUGGACUCGGCCAGUCCCCUCUUCCCCGUGUGUGUUCUAGUGGUGCCGUUCUUCCUGUGUUACAACUACCCCGUGUCCGAUUACUACAGCCCGACCAGAGCGGACACCACCACCAUCAUGGCUGCUGGGGCUGGGGUGACCAUAGGGUUCUGGAUCAAUCAUUUUUUCCAGCUCGUGUCUGAGCCCACGGAAUCUCUCCCUGUUAUUCAGAACAUCCCACCGCUCACCACUGACCUGUUAGUUUUGGGUCUGGCCAAAUUCACUGUGGGAAUUGUGCUGAUCCUCCUGGUCCGUCAGCUUGUACAAAAGCUCUCACUGCAAGUGUUGUACUCCUGGUUCAAGGUGGUCACCAGAAACAAGGAGGCCAGGCGGAGACUGGAGAUCGAAGUGCCUUACAAGUUUGUCACCUACACGUCUGUCGGCAUCUGCGCUACCACCUUUGUGCCAAUGCUCCACAGGUUUCUGGGAUUACUCUGAGCCUCAAACAGUCACUGGAUGAGACAUCCAAAAGUUGAGUGGGGAAGUCUUGAUGACACAUUUUUCUUAAAAAAAAAAAAAACAACUGUCCUUAAGUCACAUGUCUAUUUUGCUAAUAUCUAAGAUAAAUGUUGCUGCUGUAUGGCGUGAAAAGUUGUCUUGCAGGAACCACUUGCCUGUAAGGGUCAUGUCAUGGAUGAAGCCAGGCUAAACCCACAGUUGACCUCUUUUGGGGUCCCCCACCCUGUUACAUGGACUUUGGGCCAGCCCUGGGCUGGCAGGAAUUGCAGCCUGGCUUAGGAGUGGCCACAAACACCCUGGGUUCUGGAGAGCAUGACCCAGAAAGCUGGACAUCGGGUUUUCUUUUCAAUUAUGACCCUGCCCAUCGUCGAGUCUCAGUGUUGGUCCGAGAGAAAGGGUGACGUUCCUUGGAUGGGGUGACUUUCUGUCGUUAUGAUCACAUGAGACUGUGCCAGCUCACAGGGAAAGAGUGCUGUAAACCUCCCCGGGAAGUGUGAAAGGCGGGGCAAAGCCCUGAGGUCCUAGGCAAGAAACUGCUUUCCCUAUGUGUCCUGGUCUCUGUCAGGUGCGCAUUGGACGGCGGGGCAUCUACUCCUCCUUGUCUGUACACUUUGCAGGAUUUGGGUACCAUUUAUUUCUAUCCUCUUCUGAACCAUGAACCCAACUGGCUGCUCCCAACUCACUUCAUCCGGGUUCCUCUGGGUGUGCGGCUCUCUCCUGCAUCAGAGUGACUUGGGACUAGCCCUCUGCCCUUCUUCAGCUUUUUUCGCUUUCUUACAAACUGGGAAGGCACUGUUGUGGGCCUGUUAAAGUGGAUCAGUAGAAGAAUAGGUGAAUGUAAUCCUUCUUGGGGCCCUAGACCUCCCUCCUGGCCACUGUUUCUUCAUUACUACUACUACUACUAAGUCGCUUCAGUCGUGUCCGACUCUGUGCGACCCCAUAGACGGCAGCCCACCAGGCUCCCCCGUCCCUGGGAUUCUCCAGGCAAGAACACUGGAGUGGGUUGCCAUUUCCUUCUCCAUUACUUUUCCUAAAUCCAUUUUCUCAUCUGCUAAAUAGAAUCAAGGGCCCCCCUUCCAUGCCCCCCCCCCCCACCUCAUAUCUUUUGGCAAUUUUAAGGGUAAUUAAUGUCAGCCUCUCUUUGGAACAAGCAUCCUUUAGACCCCAGGCAAGUCCUUAUUAGACUUAGGAAGGUGAUCAUUAGGCAAACACCCUCCUGCAGGGGCUCCUUGAGGAGGAGGAACAAGAAUGAAGAGGAACAGCUGAACAGCUGUCAACAGUGUUCUUAAAAGUGAGUGUCAAUGGGCAGUUAACAAAGUGUCCUGUGGUGGAGCUCCUGAGCUGCUGAAGCCAAUGCUUUAUAACUUCCUGCGUCCUCACCACUCACACACUUUGAGUGAAAUCUGCCGGUCUGGUCAGUUAGGUUCUUACCUCCUCAUCCAGCGUGAAAACUGAACACCCGUUUGUCCUGAUUUCAAAGAUGCACCCUGGCCUUUUGGUUGCGAUCAUCUCUGAUGUUUGACUUCAUGCUUCUGACAUUUUUCACAGUUAGAAGGCAGGGGUCAAAAUGACUUGCCGUUUCCCUGUUUUUACAUCAUCCUCUGACCAGCAUCUGUGGCACUCUGGUAGGGGGAUGCCCCAGGUCACAGGCACCCCCACCCGAGACCACCCCACAUUGCAGUGCACGCGGCACUCUCUAUACCCCCGUCCCCGUGGGCUGCCAGACCUGAGAUCACAGCCCUGGGUAAUAUUUAGACAAAAUGAUUUUAGUUGAUUUCUCUGAAGCCAACGGGCAAAAGGAUCAGCUUUUUCCACUUGUAUCCUUGAGAAGGGUGGUAAUUAUUGUCAUAGCAGUGGGUGUGAGCAAUUCAUUUGUGUGUAUAUAUAAAUCUUACUGCCAUCUCUUUAGUUUUAAGCCCAACAACAGAACUGCAGUCGGCUGUAUUGAUGUAUUCAAGGCUGUUAUUUAUACAAUUUGGAUUGAGGAUGAAGAUGGUAGCCAUAGCUCAGUAAAGAAAGACUCACAGAUUGGUCACUGUUUUGGUCACUUGUUACAUCAACCAAAGAAUAAAAAGUGCAUAUUGGUGAGGCCAAGCUUAGUUUUUGAGCAUGAUGGCUCUAUGGCCUAGAAUCAGGCAGAAACUGUUUAGAAAAACCAUUUUAAUGGCUUCAAACUGCAACACACACACACAGCCCUCCUCAUUCACUUUACCCAGCCCUUCACACAAACACACACAAACCCCACCCCCACCCCCCAAGACUACACCUUCCAUCUCUGAUCUUUGGAUUUUCUCUCUGGGGGUAGACUGCCCCCUGCUGGCAUAGCCCUGUCUUGGUCCAGAGCCUCUGCUGGGCAGAAGUCUUAAGAGAUUAAGUUUCAAAAUCCGGCUCAUCUUGAUGUGUCCAGUCUAAGCUUAGAAGCUGUGGUCUGGCCAGCCCUGCAUUUGGACGUGAUGACGCUCGGCAUCAUCAGCCCCUCCGGGUAGAAUGGCAUGUGCUUUUCCUGACUGCCCUCCUGCCCCCAACCCACAAGCACUCUGGACCACGGCAUUUCCUCUUGUGAGUGUCAUUCUAAACAGCCAUCAUUCCAGACCAGUUUUGCCCAGACUCCUGCCAAACCAGAUCAUGCAGUAGAAAAAACCACAGAGGAGACCAUGAACAAAAACCCUCAACGACUGAAAUCACCCCUCAACAUGCCUGCAGAUCACACUAUAACAGAAUUUUCUUGCCCAAAUAGGCAACUCACGCUUCCCAAGUGUAACCAAAGCAUGUGGUGUUUCAGGGCCAUAUGCUCUGGUUUUCUAUUUUGGAAACCUUCAGCUGUCUUACUUAUGUACUGUAUGUAAAUUUAUUCUUUUAAAAAUCAUUUUUGUUUGAUUAUGAUUUAUUAAAUGCUUUAAAAGCCA
Messenger RNA from Capra hircus (goat), 4200 nucleotides. It is a transcript of the gene SGPP2, whose product is annotated as sphingosine-1-phosphate phosphatase 2. Lineage: Eukaryota; Metazoa; Chordata; Mammalia; Artiodactyla; Bovidae. Gene Ontology annotation, cellular component: endoplasmic reticulum membrane. The record is from RefSeq and is a predicted model, not a curated record. The transcript has 5 exons. Gene Ontology annotation, biological process: phospholipid dephosphorylation; sphingosine metabolic process. The coding region runs from base 74 to 1273 and encodes 399 amino acids. Gene Ontology annotation, molecular function: sphingosine-1-phosphate phosphatase activity.